Aspergillus welwitschiae is the source of this 1738-nucleotide messenger RNA. RefSeq names its product alpha/beta hydrolase. Gene Ontology annotation, molecular function: hydrolase activity. Bases 167 to 1369 code for a protein of 400 amino acids. The transcript is spliced from 2 exons. NCBI's taxonomy places the organism in Eukaryota, Fungi, Ascomycota, Eurotiomycetes, Eurotiales, Aspergillaceae. The record is from RefSeq and is a predicted model, not a curated record.
CCUGUUUAGGAGAAUUAUGCUUCUUUUACUCUAGCUUCAAUGUCCGCAACUGGACCCCGUUUUGCCGCCGGUUGCCUAUUCACUUUACACAAAAUCAGAGAACAGCGAAAGAUUCAUACAUACAUAACGCCAAACACAUCCUCUGACGUGCGCAUAUACCGAGAAAAUGGGUAAUGGUCAGCCUCCACCUUUGGCCAUGGUAGAUAUACUGAGUAUUCUGCUAUUCCUAUUUAUCUACUUGCCGUGGAUCAUUGGGAAUAGGAUUAUUAGACAUAUCUGCUGUUGUGGCGAAAGGGACCAACUGUCAUUGAAGGACGACUUAAUCCGAUCCCUCUUUAGAAUAGCUUCGGAAGUGAUCUCGACAAAUGUAUUGCUGAAUGCCGCUGAUCGGACAGGGAAGCAGGCCCUGGAAUCUUUGCGAUAUGGACAUCUGAGGAAGAAUAUUUUCCAGUCCGUACAACGAGACCGAUUCGCUGGCUACUGGUUGAAUCGCGGAUUAUCUCCAACCCCGACAGAGCCAGGAUGGUCCGAUGUCGUGAUCUAUUAUAUCCAUGGCGGUGGUUACACUCUCGGACAUCCUGCAGAUAAUCUUGUCGAUCUCCUGUUCUUCGCGGAGGUUCUGCUGAACAAUGGCAUUACUUGCAGUAUUUUUUCUUUGGAUUAUUCGCUAGCUCCUGGAAGCUGCCUACCGAUGCAGAUCACCGAGGCAAUUGCAGCGUAUCAGUAUCUGAUCAAAGUUGAAAGCAUUCACCCAUCCAAGAUAGUGGUCAUGGGAGAAUCUGCAGGUGGGCAUCUUGCGCUCUCGUUCCUGGCAGCUCUGCAAAGGCCCGGUCUUUGCCCGCAUCUCGAGACCGUCUUGCCGAAACCGCAAUAUGCGAUCAUUCUCAGCCCUUGGAUUGAUCUUAUAAAUAGUCAUUCCAGCAUAUCGGAUAUGCAGAAGAGGGAUUUCCUAUCUAAAAGGGCAUUGGAUAAGAACAGUCAUCAGGUCCUGAGAGAUACGCCUUGCGAGCAAAAAAGGCUUGUUGUCAACUUUGCCGAAAGAGUUGAUAUCCGGGGAUCUUGGAAGCAUAUUUUACCGAAGAGAACAUGGAUCACUGCCGGUGGAGAUGAGAUCUUUCUUGAGGAUAUCAAGGAUUUUACUAAAGAGGCGGACAAGGAUGGGGCUGAUAUCUGUCUGCUGGUUGCAGAGGGGAAAGCUCAUGCCUGGCAAACUGGAGAGGCCUUUGCUGAUAGAAAGAGGCUUCUGGCUACAGCAAUAUCCCUUCGAGGGGAGGGCAUGGAAGGAUACGCCGCGAUGGCAAGGCUUUUAAUUGAUGUCCUAAAAAAGAGCGACCUUAUGGCGGGAGAACGAGACUCAACAACUGCUUAGCGCGCUAUGUUCGGAUAUAUACUGUGGCGAUGGUAUUACCACAUCAGUUGAUGCAGACUAAUGGCAUUCUCUUAAUUUGGUGGUCCAGAAGACCUGGGCCGCUGCAAAAACCUACCGGUGUGGACUGUGUUCCAGGCCAUGGGAAUAUAACGGUAAAAGUAGGCCACUGGAGCUUGGAGCCUAGAGUAACAUCUUGGUAAGAGCCUGACGUAGUAAUUUGAUACCAGAAAAAUUUUGCAACAUUGAUCGGCAGGCUCGUGGCACAGGAGUAUGAGGACUUUAUCCUAGAGUCUUUGUCCAUUAAGCUGGUUGAUAAAAACAUGUGAACUGAUAUUGGUUCCGCUAUAAUUUAAGGAUUCUUAAACAAAU